UCUACUAAAAAUACAAAAAAAUUAGCCGGGCGUGGCGGCCGGCGCCUGUAAUCCCAGCUACUCAGGAGGCUGAGGCAGGAGGAUGGCGUGAACCCAGGAGGCGGAGCUUGCAGUGAGCCGAGAUCACGCCACUGCACUAUAGCCUGGGUGACAGAGCAAGACUCUGUCUCCAAAAAAAAAAAAAGUCAGCAUCAGAAAACCAGAAACUGCGCGCGGACCUCAGUGUGGCAGGCACUCCCGGGGUGCAGAUGGGGUGAAGGCAGCCUUCUCUGUGGUCACAUGCAUGUAACGGCACCUUCUCUCUCAAGGCCUCCUCCCUCCCUGCGUGGUUUGGGGGCUGUUCCUGAUAGCACAGAUGCCCUGGUCACAAACACCUGCCUGCGUUGCUGACCACAGGCCUGGCCUGGAGAAACCCACACCCUCUUCAGGGAAGCGAGCAAGGGGCUUGGCAAUGCCUGAAGCCAGUGGGCUGGGGACUCACGGCCGGGACACUCAGGGCAGUUUUCUCACUGCUUGGAGGAAGAUGAGAAUUCUCAGAGGUCCUUAUGCUGCCCUUUUUGCUGCAGUCUUGACAUCUUAACGUGGAUAGAAAAAGGUACUAUGGCAAGUGCCACUGAAAAUGGAUAGGCUCAUAUUCGAGGGAGGUGGACUGUUGCACAGAGGAGAAAAAACAGUAUUUAGAACCAGAUAGUAGCAGCAGAUUCUCCUCCCAGAUCUGUGGCUCGCCAGCAGUGACCUGGCCUCCUUUGCAAGGUGGGACUGGAAGAGCCACUGUGAAACCUGAUAAGAGUGAGUGCUGUGUUUGCUGGCCCUCCCGUGAGCCUGGCAUGGUGGCUGCAGUCGUGCUUCCAGAGGUGAAACAGCCGGGCAAGGUCCCCACUCAGCGUCAGCUAAAUAAGUCAGAGAAGAGCAGGGGGAUGAGCACUGUGUGGGCUGCAGCUCAGCUCACUGGCACGAUUCACAUCCUCCUUCUGGGUGUCCUCCUGGACUGCAGAGGCUGCAAAGCUGAAUCCAAGACCCUGGAUUCCCUGACCUGAUUCAGGCUCUGCCAAUCAAUCGGAAGUGCUCAGAGAAACCUGAAUGCAGAAUGGAGACAUGUGGGCAAGAGGGACACAGGAGCACGUGGCCAUCUGCUGCUGGGGUGGCGGGUUCCUGCGCAGGGGGGACCAGCUGCCACUCUGCAGCCCCGUCCUGCUGUGCAGUGUGGGAGGUCACCCUUGGACACUCAGUCCACAGUCUCUCUUCAGCCCUCCUCACAAUUCUAUAAGCCACUUAGCCCCCAUAGUAAAUCCCUGUCUGCUCACACUGGUUAUGGUAGGCUUAGUUCUCUGUAGGAGCUCUGAUUGAAAAAAACCCUGGCAUGACAGAGUAUGACCAGGCACUCCUCUGGGGGUGGGGGGUGGGGCCUGCAGCUGUUCUCCCUGAGGCCUGUAUGGCAGGAAGAAGGCAGCACGGGAAGAAUCCUUUAGGUAGGGAGAGCUGCACGUGCAAAGGCCCUGAGGUGCGAGCAGCCAGGGGUGUCUUGGCCAGAGAGGAAGUCAGCGGGUGCUGAAGAGGAGGGACAGAGGAGAGUGGGGCGGGAAGAGCCACUGGACCAUGUGGCCCCAUCCCUGCGAGUCUGAAGAUGAGGGAGGGGGAGGGGGCCAGGAGACCCACUGGACCAUGUGGCCCCAUCCCUGCGAGUCUGAAGUCUCAAAGGCUAAAGUAGCCUUUAGAAAGCAGGUAUGUGCAGAGCCCAUGGUGCCUGGCCGGAGCGAAGCCCUCGGUGUGUGCAGAGCCCGUGGUGCCUGGCCGGAGGGAGGCCCUCGGUGUGUGCAGAGCCCGUGGUGCCUGGCCGGAGGGAGGCCCUCGGUGUGUGCAGAGCCCGUGGUGCCUGGCCGGAGGGAGGCCCUCGGUGUGUGCAGAGCCCGUGGUGCCUGGCCGGAGCGAGGCCCUUGGUACAUGUCCGUGAGUGGACAAGCAAGUGUGAUGUGUCUGGGUGGGCCGGCAAACACAGGGCUUUUCAGGUGGGUUUUCAAAUGCGCAGCAGGGUCCCUUGGGGGAGCCAGAAACUGAUCCUGGAGUCUGGGUGCUCUGGAGGAGACGGCCGCUCCCGUGGGUGGGUACUCCGCGUCUGAGUCAGCUGGUGUGGUGUCAGCAGAUGUGGCCAGGAGCUCCAUGCUGCUGGGCCAGGCCUGGGUGCCUGUGCCGCGCCCCAGGGAGGGGCUGUGGGCAAGCCCUGAAAGAGCCGUUGACAUGCCAGACCCUGAGGGCCCCCGUGCCAGAACCCAUGCAGAAAGGUAAAGAAGGCCUCUCCCUUCUCAGCUGGGACCCCUGCCCCCUGAAGGGAUCUUGGGUUCUGGGGCCCGGGGCAGGGCCACAGCCUGAGGCGAAACAGAGCAGGGUGGCAGUUAGGGGAGGCUCGCCAGGCAUUCUUGUAUGCCGUCUGCUCCACUUGGCUCACAAACAAACCCAUGGAAACCCCACACCCGCCUGCUCAGAUCCAAUUUAAGCAGCACAGACUCCACCCCCUAUGCCUGACUGGGAAAGGAGCUUCACAGCACCUGCGGUUGUCCAAAAGUCCAACCUUAGCAACACAUUUUGGUUAAGACAACUUUUAAACAUUGCCAACACCCUGGGAGUGUGGGCGCCGAUUACUCACACUGUGGUCUACACUUACCCAACCGCAGCAGGCACUAAGGGGGUGUCAAAGACAAGGGGGUGCCUGCUGGGGCCGUGGCAGGGCAGCCAGGUGGAGCUGGAUGCGGACACAGGGGCUGCUCUGCCCAGCUGCAGACAGGCAGCAGCCACUGGCUCCAGCCACAGCCUUGAGCCACACUCUCCUGAAAACCACCUUGGGGCAAGUGGCUCAAGUGACCUCCAGGAAGGCCCUGUCCUCAGAGGACCCUGGCAUUGCUGUCAACCAAUUCACUAAACACUUUACUGAAUAAGAGAAUCCAAUCUACAAAAUGUAUCCACUCCACCCCAGCCCCCUGCAACCUUGGGCCUAGUGGGGUCACUCCUUUGUCCCCAUCUCUGAGAUGCAAGGAAUACUCACCAUGUGGUUAAUGAAUGAAUGAAGUGUGUGAAUGAAUGUACAGUGUGAAUGAAUGAACUGUGUGAAUGAAUGAAUGAACUGUGUGAAUGAAUGAAUGAAUGUACUGUGUGAAUGGAUGAUUGAACGAAUGUACUGUGUGAGUGAGUGAAUGAAUGAAUGUACUAUUUGAAUGGGUGGAUGAAUGAAAGUACUGUGUGAGUGAAUGAAUGAAUGUACUGUGUGUGUAUGUGGGGGGCUGCUCCUGCCUGCGGGCACAGAGGAACUCUUCUGUGUGGGUGGGGGGACACCUUGCAAAGUGCUGGUGUGUGAGUUACACCUAUGGAUACUUAUCCUGUGACCCUCAGCAGAAGGCAGGAUAGAGACUUCUGGUUCACAGAAGAGGGUCUGAGAGCCAGAGGGGUUUCCAGCAAGACUCUGAGAGCAUGAAGUCACACAAGAUCACUCCGUCACUGGCCUGCAGUCCCUGCCUCAGUGCAGAAACAGCUCUGCCUGAGACCCCAGCCCGAUCCAACCCAAGGGGCCACAGGAUCCGGAAAAUUAAGCCCACCUGGCCCCAGUUCUCCCAUGUCCCCCUCUCUGAGCACAGCAAAGAACGCUCCCAUGUCCCCUGGUGCCCCAGGGCCUUCGCAGGCGUGCUUUUGGAGGGGCCUCCCACUACCAAAGGAAGUUCCUCCUGGCUGCUGUCUACUCCAGCCCUCCAAACAAGCCCCCUCCCUUCCCAGACAAAUCAGCUGUGGCCCUGCCUGGAGCACCUCCAAGGCCUCGGUCUACCACCACCCCACAUCCUAGCUAGAGACCCCCAGGCCUAGGCCCACCACUGCCCCACAUCCUAGCUAGAGACCCCCAGGCCUGGGCCCACCACUGCCCUACAUCCUAGCUGGAGCCCCUCAGGCCUGGGCCCACCACUGCCCACAUCCUAGCUGGAGCCCCUCAGGCCUGGGCCCACCACUGCCCACAUCCUAGCUGGAGAUCCCCAGGCCUGAGCCCACCACCACCCACAUCCUAGCUGGAGAUCCCCAGGCCUGGGCCUACCACCACCCACAUCCUAGCUGGAGAACCCCCCACCCAGACCAGGGCCCACCACCACCCUAUAUCUUAGCUGGAGACUCCCCCCACACAGCCUGGGCCCACCACCGCCCUACAUCCUAGCUGGAAACCCCCCCAGCCUGGGCCCACCACCAAGUGGGGGCCCCAGGUCGCAGAGCUCACUGAGACGGCAUGAGGGCCGGGCUGGGAGAACAGCUCCUGCUGCCCCUGGGCUGUUCCGCAGCCUCCUUGGCCUCCUUGGCCUCCUGGGUGAGCCUGGAAGCCGCUGCCAUGGCCAGAGCUGGACUGAGAUGGGGACUGUGCCUCAGCGAGUCUCUGGAGCGGCACCCUGGCUUCCUACACAGGAACAUGCCCCAGGCCCGGCGCCUCCUUCCUCUCCUCAGACCCAGAGCCAGUAGCUUUGCCAUGGAGCCUGAGCUCCUUUCAGCCGAGGAAGCGUCCAGAAAGCGAGGGUUAGUCCAGGGAUGCAGAGUAGCUGCAGUACAGCCGCCCCAUGCCGCUCUGGGAAAAAGGCCUGUGGAUUCGAGUCCAGCCUCUGAGCAGCGGCUGCCAGUCCUGCUCUGGGGACUCGUGGAGGGCCUGAGAUCCUUCCAGGCAGAUGAUGAGAUCGAAGCCCAUUGCAUGAGGGCACCUUUUGCUCCCAUGCUCUGAUGGGCACACGGCGGCUUUCGAGGGCUGCAGGCCAGAGCAGGCACCUGACAAGGCUGGUAACAUAUGCAGCCAAGGCUGGAUUUUCUUCAUAGACUUCAACCAACAGCACAUCUCAGCAGAUGAAGUGCUGGAGCCGAUAUGGGAAUCCAGCUUCCACUAAGCCGGACAAUACAAAGAUUUGCACCAACGUAGAACCACGCCACUUUUCUCAGUCAGGUUUUUCAUUUUUAAAAGUAUGAUUGCUUUUCAUAAAACAUUAUGCUAUUUAUGUUAAUGUGUAAUAGCAAUAUUUUCUUAUUUUUAAGUGAAUUGACAAGUAUUCUGAACAUUUCUGUUAUGAUUUAGAAAAUGAUAAGUAUCCAUAGGUAUAACCCAUACAAACAAAAAAGUUCUUCAGUGUCCUCAAUGAGUUUUUUUUGUUUUUGUUUUUUGUUUUUUUGAUUUUUUUUUUUUGAGAUGGAGUCUCGCUCUGUUGCCCAGGCUGGACUGCAGGGCGCGAUCUUGGCUCACUACAACCCCUGCCCCCUGGGUUCAAGAAAUUCUCCUGCCUCAGCCUUCUGAGUGGCUGGGAUUACUGGCGUGCACCACCACAUCCAGCUAGUUUUUGUAUUUUUAGUACAGAUGGGGCUUCACCAUGUUGGCCAGGCUGGUCUCCAGCUCCUGACCUCAAGUGAUCCGCCCGCCCUGGCCUCCCAAAGUGCUGGGAUUACAGGCAUGAGUCUCACUCUGUCGCCCAGGCUGGAGGGCAGUGGCACACACAGUUCACUGCAGGCUUGACCUCCCCUGGCUCAGGUGAUCCUCCCACCUCAGUCUCCUGAGUAGCCAGGACCACAGACACAGUCUCCUGACUAGUUGAGACCACAGGCACACUCCACCACACCCAGCUAAUUUUUGUAUGUUUUGUAGAGAUGAGGUCUCCCUGUGUUGCCAAGGCUGGUAUCAAACUCUGGGCUCAAGUGAUCCUCCCGCCUCGGCCUCCCAAAGUGCUGGGAUUACAGGCAUGAGCCACUGCGCCUGGCCCUCAGUGACCUUUAAGAGUGUGAAGGAGUCCUCAGAUAAAAACAUUUGAGAAGCACGGAGGUGGAAAUUUGUCUUUGGCCUGGGGGCCUGGAGUCUAAAUACUGCAUUGAGUGGCUGAUCUGUGGUUUUUGCUUAAAAUACAGGUUAGAUCAUUUGUUUCUGUUUGCAUUCUGUCCUAGUUGCUUCUAUUUAUUUUUUCUCUCUUUUUGAAUCUGUGAAACAUUAACAGGGUUCCAAACAUCAGAGUGUUUUGUCUAAGCUUAAAAGCCCUCUGGGUGAUUCCGAUGAGCAGAGGCCGGGAAGGAUUGAGCAAGACCAUCCCCGAGCUCCUUCCUCCGCUCUGUUUCCAGAUCCCAUGACUGGGGACCUAUAAAUAUUUUCCUGACAUGGAGCAGGAUCAACUUCAGCAUCUGUUAGCUUCAUCCCAAAGGCAGGGAAGCCUAGAGCCCCUGGGAGGGCUCUGCACCGCACACACCGCCGGCCUGCAGCCCCAGCCCUGUGCGGGGUCCUGGGGAGGGGGGCCCCCUUUCUGUGGCUCUUCCUGACUCCCUGCGCGUUCCACCCCAGACCCUCAGCCCACUCUGACCUCCCUCCAGGAGGGAUGGCUUGCAAAUGCCCUCUGGCCACAGUGCAGACCGCUAGGCUGUUCUGUGCAGCUUUAGGCCAUGCCAGGAAAGAGACUUAAAGCCAGGGCCCCAAAGGCCAGGGAUGCCUGCGCCGGGAGCCAGGAGCUUCCCCAGCCACCUCCAGCAUGUAGACUGAAGUCAGGCCACGCACAGGGCUCUCCAGGUCACACCCUGCGCGGGAAGGUGUAGCACGCUGGCUGUAAUUUCGAGAAGGCCGUGCAGCAUCGAGGACAGGAGGAACUGGAGCCUCAUUGGCCGGCCCGGGGCGCCGGCCUCGGGCUUAAAUAGGAGCUCCGGGCUCUGGCUGGGACCCGACCGCUGCCGGCCGCGCUCCCGCUGCUCCUGCCGGGUGAUGGAAAACCCCAGCCCGGCCGCCGCCCUGGGCAAGGCCCUCUGCGCUCUCCUCCUGGCCACUCUCGGCGCCGCCGGCCAGCCUCUUGGGGGAGAGUCCGUCUGUUCCGCCAGAGCCCCGGCCAAAUACAGCAUCACCUUCACGGGCAAGUGGAGCCAGACGGCCUUCCCCAAGCAGUACCCCCUGUUCCGCCCCCCUGCGCAGUGGUCUUCGCUGCUGGGGGCCGCGCAUAGCUCGGACUACAGCAUGUGGAGGAAGAACCAGUACGUCAGUAACGGGCUGCGCGACUUUGCGGAGCGCGGCGAGGCCUGGGCGCUGAUGAAGGAGAUCGAGGCGGCGGGGGAGGCGCUGCAGAGCGUGCACGCGGUGUUUUCGGCGCCCGCCGUCCCCAGCGGCACCGGGCAGACGUCGGCGGAGCUGGAGGUGCAGCGCAGGCACUCGCUGGUCUCGUUUGUGGUGCGCAUCGUGCCCAGCCCCGACUGGUUCGUGGGCGUGGACAGCCUGGACCUGUGCGACGGGGACCGCUGGCGGGAACAGGCGGCGCUGGACCUGUACCCCUACGACGCCGGGACGGACAGCGGCUUCACCUUCUCCUCCCCCAACUUCGCCACCAUCCCGCAGGACACGGUGACCGAGAUAACGUCCUCCUCUCCCAGCCACCCGGCCAACUCCUUCUACUACCCGCGGCUGAAGGCCCUGCCUCCCAUCGCCAGGGUGACACUGGUGCGGCUGCGACAGAGCCCCAGGGCCUUCAUCCCUCCCGCCCCAGUCCUGCCCAGCAGGGACAAUGAGAUCGUAGACAGCGCCUCAGUUCCAGAAACGCCGCUGGACUGCGAGGUCUCCCUGUGGUCGUCCUGGGGACUGUGCGGAGGCCCCUGUGGGAGGCUGGGGACCAAGAGCAGGACUCGCUACGUCCGGGUCCAGCCCGCCAACAACGGGAGCCCCUGCCCCGAGCUCGAAGAAGAGGCUGAGUGCGUCCCUGAUAACUGCGUCUAAGACCAGAGCCCCGCAGCCCCUGGGGCCCCCCGGAGCCAUGGGGUGUCGGGGGCUCCUGUGCAGGCUCAUGCUGCAGGCGGCCGAGGGCACAGGGGGUUUCGCGCUGCUCCUGACCGCGGUGAGGCCGCGCCGACCAUCUCUGCACUGAAGGGCCCUCUGGUGGCCGGCAGGGGCAUUGGGAAACAGCCUCCUCAUUUCCCAACCUUGCUUCUUAGGGGCCCCCGUGUCCCGUCUGCUCUCAGCCGCCUCCUCCUGCAUGGAUAAAGUCAUCCCCAAGGCUCCAGCUACUCUAAAUUAUGUCUCCUUAUAAGUUAUUGCUGCUCCAGGAGAUUGUCCUUCAUUGUCCAGGGGCCUGGCUCCCACGUGGUUGCAGAUACCUCAGACCUGGUGCUCUAGGCUGUGCUGAGCCCACUCUCCCGAGGGCGCAUCCAAGCGGGGGCCACUUGAGAAGUGAAUAAAUGGGGUGGUUUCGGAAACUUCAGUGUUUUCAUGUUAUGGAUCUCUUUGCAUUUGAAUAAAGACUAUCUCUGUUCCUAACAAA
This is a messenger RNA of Pan troglodytes (chimpanzee), 8270 nucleotides long. RefSeq names its product spondin 2 (gene SPON2). Gene Ontology annotation, cellular component: extracellular matrix. The transcript has 8 exons. Lineage: Eukaryota; Metazoa; Chordata; Mammalia; Primates; Hominidae. Bases 6734 to 7729 code for a protein of 331 amino acids. Gene Ontology annotation, biological process: cell adhesion. The record is from RefSeq and is a predicted model, not a curated record.